Dendroctonus ponderosae (mountain pine beetle) is the source of this 3430-nucleotide messenger RNA. It is a transcript of the gene SREBP, whose product is annotated as sterol regulatory element-binding protein 1. Gene Ontology annotation, biological process: regulation of transcription by RNA polymerase II. The transcript is spliced from 14 exons. Bases 62 to 3253 code for a protein of 1063 amino acids. Gene Ontology annotation, molecular function: RNA polymerase II cis-regulatory region sequence-specific DNA binding; protein dimerization activity; DNA-binding transcription factor activity, RNA polymerase II-specific. Gene Ontology annotation, cellular component: nucleus. Lineage: Eukaryota; Metazoa; Arthropoda; Insecta; Coleoptera; Curculionidae. The record is from RefSeq and is a predicted model, not a curated record.
UCAAUCCAGUGACGUCAGAUAUCAUCCGAUUUUCAGUGACAUACGAUUCGCUGAAAUUUGUAUGCUGAUUGGAAAAUUGUUUAGCAAAAAAAAAGGUGAUUUCAGUGUUAAUUUCGCGAAAAUGGCCGAAAAUAUCGGCGGUUUUAAUGCUGCAGACGAUUUUAAUAUGUCCGAUCUGGUGGAAAUCGAUGAUAUAAUAAAAAAUGAGUUAUUUGAACAAGAAUUGUUGUCCCACCUGGACGAAUUCCCCAUCGAUUUCGACUUGGAAGGCAUGAAAAACGACGCAUUUUUGAACCCGGAAGCACUGUCCUCAAAUGAUAGUGCCUAUCAGAGUGAUUCGCCUUUCAGUGUAGCCGUUUCACCUCAACUGUCGCCCGACUAUCGCCAACAGCCGCGCUACCAGCUUGUAAAUCCUCCGACGCUUCCUCAAAGUACCGCCGCCAUAAAUCAACCUCCACAAACCGUCAUAAUAUCGUCGGCUGCGGUGCCUCAAAACCCUUCUCAUGUUGUGUACAGCACUUUGCCUAUUCAUACGAAUCAGCACAUCAUCGUCCAACAGCAAUCAAUGCCCAGCAAGAAGAAAUCAAGUGCUAAGCAGCAGAGCAGCACAGGGCCGAUGAUUAUCCAGAAUGUUGGAAACUUGUCCGCCGAUCAGGUUGCUCCAGUGGUGUUACAGGCUAAACUGAUUACAUCGGAGAGUAGUUUGGCGAGUGCCCCAGUCAUGUACACUACCGCCAGUCCAUCUUCAUCUCUGCACACUUUACUCGGCAACCCCCAAAUACUCACCACAGCCGGAAUACCCGUUAGGAUCGAUUCGGAAAAUAAGGUGGCAAUAAACCGAAUGCCACCAGUCAAGGAGGUGAAAGUGAAGGAAGUGAAAAGAAGCGCACACAAUGCCAUAGAAAGAAAGUACCGGACAAGCAUCAAUGACAAAAUCGUCGAACUUAAAAACAUUGUUGUGGGAGAGGAAGCAAAGUUGAACAAGUCGGCGAUUCUUCGAAAAACCAUCGACUAUAUCCGGUUUUUGCAAAACUCCAACGCCAGAUUGAAAGAGGAAAACAUGGCCCUUAAAAUGUCGACCACCCAAAAUACCCUCAAAGGCCUGCUCACUAAUAACGUUAACUACGAUCCAGAAGAUACGCCGCCUCAUUCGGAUGUUUCAUCCGAGCAUUCAUCGCCUUCUAGCCCGGAAUUCUCCACCAUGGUUAAAGAUGAUAGCGAUGAUGAGGUAUUGCCCAAUUCCAAAGGAAUGCUGGACCAUUCCAGGCUGACUUUGUGCAUUUUCAUGUUAGCCAUGGUGGCUUUCAAUCCGUUUGGUUUCGCGUUGAAAAAAAUUUCUAGCGCUGAAAGCAUCAGCAUUCCCGGCGGAAGGUCUAUGCUAGCAUGGAACGAGCGGCAAACUGUGUCAUUUUUUCCUUCAUCUCUCAUGCUGUGGAUUGUAAAUAUCCUGAUUUUAUGGUUCUGUCUGGUGAAAAUGUUUGUCCAUGGCGAUCCGAUAUUAUCCCAAAAAUCCAGAGAAGCCAACAAGUACUGGAUCCACCGGAAACAGGCUGAUAUUCAUCUCCUUGAGGGCGAUAAAUUCGGGGCGAAACAAGAACUUCUGCGGGCCUUGCAAGCAUUUGGCAUAACUUUGCCCACCAGUCGGUUGGAAUUGUUCUUGUGCUUCUUUUGGCAACUGUUUAGACAAGUCAUGCAUAGGCUAUGGAUUGGACGCUAUUUAUCCAGGCGAGCUGGCGGUUUUUAUAUGAACGGGCAUAAGAGAUUCGAAUGCAAGUCGUCCUGCCAACAGCUGGCCUUAGUGUUCAACGACCUACAUAAGGUCCAGCUAAUGCAAGGCCCUGAGGAAGCGUGCCAUUUAUUCGGAUUAACCACCUCACUGAAUGCUCUCAACCUUGCAGAAGCUGCCAAAGGCCGAAUAAAGCCGGCAGAUAUGAUCGACAUUUACAUCGGAGUAGCUUUGCGAGUCAAAGCCAGUUUGCCCGGAUUUUUCCACAUUGUUUCUAAAUACUACUUGGGCCUGGCAAAGCUUGCUUCGAUCAACUCUUGCGACCCGAUACCGCUGAGACUCAAAUGGCUGUUUACGCCCUACGGCUACAAAUUCAUGUUGUCCUUCAAGUUUUCUGAGCAGUACAAGUCGAAGAAGCUGCCCUUUACUAGACUAGGAAACAAUGUGGAUCCUCUUAUUCAACUAAUGAAGAUAUACCACGAGCAUCUGUUAGAAAAGGCUUUAUCAAUUCUGGUAUCUCCCGGUCAGAAAAGCGAACUGAGUCAGGAUAAGAAAACCGACUUGAACGACGCGCUGACUUAUCUGGAAUUGUUGAACGACAAUACCACAGUUGAGGCAGCCACGGUUUUCCAGAAAAGCUCUACAUGUACGUUACCGGUUUCCUAUUCGCUUCCCAAAUUAAGGGCUUCUUGUUCGUUAGCUUACAAAGACCAUGUUGCUGAAUGGUGGGCGACCUUCAUAUCCAUAGCCUGUUAUUGGCUGUUGCAAGAAGAGGACAAUGCUGCGAAGCUGUACAAGAAGCUGGAAAAUGUGCCGGAAGCUUUAACCUCCCUUAACGAUCCUCUUCCGAAGGCGGUUUUAGCAGCGUAUAUGGCGCGAAGGAGAUAUUUAACCAUGAGUUUGAAGACGUCUCCAAAGCAAAUCGAGCAACAGUGCGAGUACGCCAGUCAAUUGUUGGCGGACAGUUUAACUUACAGCAGUUGCAAGAAGGAGGAUAGUUUGAUCUUGUUAUCGCAGUUAGUCGUAUGUGACUGGCUAUUGGAGACCAAAACCUCGCUUUGGGAAGAUUGCGUGGAGGAUGGCGCAAAGCCCCCCGCUUCCAACAAUUGCAUGUCGUCCUUCAAUAAGGACUUAGCUUCGCUUCGAUCCCUCACUCAGCAUUUGCCAUUUGCUUUGUCAAGAGUGUUUCUAUAUGAAGCCACGUUGAGACUGAUGGCGGGUGCAGCUCCGGGCAGAACCCAGCAACUGUUGGACAGAAGUCUUCGACACAGACAUGGAAAAUCUUCCAUUAUCUGUGGAAAGAGUGAUAAAGGUAAUCAGGAAAUGGGCAGCGAUAGACAGCACGCCACUGCGUUGUAUAUGGCCUGCAAGCACCUUCCUGGUCAGUUGCUUUCGUCGCCAGGCGAAAGAGCGGGCAUGUUAGUGGAGGCCGCCAAAACUCUGGAACGAAUUGGCGAUCAGAAACAGUUGCAGGAUUGUUAUAAGUUGAUGAAAACCUUAGGCACGAAUGCGGUUAUUACUAAUUAAGUAGUAGAAAGCUGUGAGCGGAAUACAAGACUAAAGUGAUUAAGUUUGCAGAUAGUUGAUAUCGGUAAGUUGUUUUUAUUUAUUAGAUCCAGAAUUUUUUAUAUUGAACUUUGACGUAUGUUGUACUAUAUUAAGGGAUUUUUGAAUAAAAAUCCGUUUGAUCUGAUUUUAACCAAA